Molecule: messenger RNA, 345 nt
Organism: Prunus armeniaca (apricot)
Lineage: Eukaryota; Viridiplantae; Streptophyta; Magnoliopsida; Rosales; Rosaceae
Source: the annotation of a GenBank genome assembly
AUGACAACUAGACUCAAGGAUGGUACAAUAUCUAGAAAACAUUACUCUAAUGUUGCACAUUACACACAGUCCGUUGAUCACUCCUUCUCUGGUGUUACUUGUAUUGCUCAUAUUACAGAUACUAGUGAACCUUCUCAUUUUAGAUUGGCUGCUUCUCAACCUCAUUGGCAGCAAGCUAUGCAAGAGGAAUUUGAUGCUCUUACAGUUCAAGGCACUUGGGUUUUAGUGCCUCCUCCACCAAACAGAAAUAUUCUUGGUAGUAAGUGGAUUUACAAAGUCAAGAAAAAUCCAGAUGGGUCUGUGUCAAGAUAUAAAGCACGGUUGGUUGCUCAGGGUUUUAGUUAG